AUGGUGACCGCGACCACAGAGAAGGUGACGCAGAUCAAGUCCUACGUCCAGGACAAGGUCCACCAGACCUCCGAUGCCGCCGGUGUUACGGCAGCAGAGACGCGCAAGAAGGCGCAGGUGACGCUCAAGCAGGCACAGCAAAAGACGUCGUCGGUCGCUACCACGUCCCACGAAUCACUGCAAAUGCUCAUUGACCAGCUCAACCGAAGCAGAAUCGUCACCGAUGUCAAGCUGCUGGGGCAGGCCCCCAACCUCCUCGUCUCCGGUCUUACCGGCGGUGGUUUGGACGACCGCAAGCUGCUCCUCGAACAGGUCGUCACCUUGCUCGCGAGCAUGCCCGUCUCUUCCAACAUCAGCAAGAAGCUUUCGGAUGCCCUCAUUAGCGUUGUUUGGGGCGACUUGCCCCACCCCGCCGUCUCCUUCCUCGGCCCCGAGCAUCGCUUCCGACGUGCCGAUGGCUCGGACAACAACAUCUUGAACCCUAAGCUCGGCGCUUCGUAUCAGCCCUACUCGCGCAACGUCCAGCGCAAACAUCCUCUGAUGGUCAACAUGCCCGACCCUGGUACCGUCUACGACCUCCUCCUGGCACGAGACACCUUCGAGCCCCACCCCACUGGCAUCAGCUCGCUCCUCUUCAAUUUUGCCAACAUCAUCAUUCACGACAUCUUCUCCACCACGCGAAAGCCGGAAGAGCACUCGGCCUACAAUGAGCACUCCUCGUACCUCGACCUGCAGGUAGUCUACGGCGCCAACCUCGAGGAGCAGCAGCGUGUGCGCUCGGGUACGCUCGGUCUGCUCAAGCCCGACGCCAUCGGCGACUGGCGACUCGCCAUGAUGCCACCGGCGACGGCCGCGCUCGGUGUGCUGUUCAGUCGCAACCACAACUUGAUCGCCAAGCGUCUUUACGAGGUGAACGAGAACCACCGUUUCGAUGACCUCGAGGGCGAAGCCCUCGAUGACGAGCUGUUCGGCAUGGCCCGCCUCAUCAACUGCGGCUGUUUCCUUCACAUCAUCCUGCGCGACUACAUCCCGGUCAUUCUCAACAGCAACGAUUCCGAGUGGUACGUCAACCCCGUGGAAAUGAUCAAGGGCAUCGGCGGACCCAACAGUCUCGAGCGCGGCGUCGGUAACUCGGUCGCUGCUGAGUUCUCUGUCCUCUACCGCUGGCACGCGGCAGUGUCGCAGAAUGACGAAAAGUGGAUGAACGACUUCCUCGAAGCGCGGUUCCCGGGCAAGAGACCUGAGGAGGUCGGUCCGAUGGAGUUCGUCCAGGCUGCCGCCUCGCUUAAGGCGACCUUCAUGGAUGUCGAUCCGAGCGAGUGGAACCUCCACGACUGGCAGAGGGACAACCAGGGCAAGUUCGACGACGCCAUUUUGGCCUCCGUCAUCAAGGAUGCCGUUUCGGACGUCGCUGCAGCCUUCCGGGCUCGUGGUCAUCCGAGCUGGUUCCGUCCCAUCGAGAUUCUCGGCAUGAUCUCGGCUCGUAAGGACUGGGCUCUGUGCACCAUGAACGAGUUCCGACACUUUUUGGGCCUCAAGACCUACUCGUCCUUCAGCGAGUGGAACCCGGACCCCAAGAUCAGCAAAGCUGCGGAAAUGCUCUACGGCGACAUUGACAACCUCGAGCUCUACCCGGGUCUCAUGGCCGAAGAGACCAAGCCCAGCAUUCCCGGCAGUGGUCUUUGCCCCGGCUACACCAUCUCUCGUGGCAUUCUCAGCGAUGCCGCCGCUCUGACCCGCGGCGACCGCUUCUUCACGAACGACUUCUCCACUUCGAACCUAACCAGCGCUGGGUACGAAUACUGCAGCGAGCCUCAGCCCGGCUCGCACGGCCUCGUUGGUAAGCUCAUCAUGUCGAACCUGCCCGGUCAGUUUCCCUACAACUCGAUCUACGCGCUCUUUCCCUUCCGCAUUCCGGAGAGGACUGCUGCCAUGCUCAAGGAGAAGCGCGUUUUGGAGCACUAUGACACCUCGUACCCGGCUCCUGCUCGUCGCUGGUUCGCUAUCGAGUCGUACUCGGCAAGCAAGGAUAUCCUCGAAGACAGCCGAUACUUUGUCGCGCUGCCGCCCAUGGCCUACGAUGAAAGCCUCAUGGUCUCGGCGCUUCAAUCGGUCACGCGUUGGCGCGACGAGGUGUACGACUUCUUUGCCGUCAACACUGAGAAAGCAAUGGCGGAGCGCGCCAUCGACUACACGCCCUCUGGUCGUGAGAGGAUCGUCGACUUGCUCGAGGUGGUCAGCACCGUCUCGGCUAAAUUCAUCUCGACGCUGUUCGGACUGCCUACGCCCGGAAGCCAUGGCCUGCACCUCGGCAUGGCCCCCGAAGACCUCUACAACACGCUCGCCAAGCCGCUCGCGUACGCCAUGUACGGCUCGUUCGACUUCCAGGGUCAUCAGACUUGGCGUCUAGAAGAAGAGGCCGAGACAUGCACGCGUCGACUCAAGAACCUCAUCUGGGCUCGUCUUCACACGGUGGAAGGCAUCCUGUCGCCCGUCUUCUCGCUCGUGCAGGGCAUCUCGAACGUCAUUGGCGGUCCCGGCAACAUUGCCGCCAACGAGAUGGCCAAGCAGUUCUACCACGCGCUCUUUGCCUCUGGCAAGAGCAACGAUGAGCUCGUCAAGGACUGCCUGCACAUGAUGAUCUCGGUCACAGCAACGCAGUCGCUCGUCCUCAUGCAGACGUUCAAGUGGCUCUUCCGAGAGGAGAACGCCGAGCACCUUUCUGCCAUGUACCAGCUGGCGCAGAGGAACGACCCAUCCUCGAACGCCGAGUUGCGCAACCGCAUCAUGGAGGCCUACCGUCUCAGCAGCAUCACGCCCCCGCAAGCCAAGUUUGCGCUCCAGGCGAUUGCUUUGCCGGACAUGGAUGGCAACAGGGUGCACGUGCAGGUCGGUGACGGUGUCUACAUUUCGCCCUCAGCGCUCUACCGCGAUCCCCAGCUGUCUCACGAUCCGGAACGCUUCGACCCUAGCAGCAAGAAGCCAGUCCGUCUCGGUCUCGGCGACACCCCCACACAGACGAUCUCCGAGGUCGCUCUUCCUGCCAUGGCCAAGCAAUUCUUCAAGCACGCCGCCUUGCGCAUGGCUCCUGCAGGUGCACCUCCCAUUGUCACCGACGUUGGCCCCACGCCCGACCAGAAGCUACCCUACUUUAUCAGCAAUGACGGCAGCGAGUAUCCCGUGCCCAUCAACACUUCCAUGCACGUCAUCUACCAGGCUCGCUGA
Molecule: messenger RNA, 3225 nt
Organism: Kalmanozyma brasiliensis GHG001
Lineage: Eukaryota; Fungi; Basidiomycota; Ustilaginomycetes; Ustilaginales
Exons: 2
Coding region: 1-3225 (1074 amino acids)
Biological process (GO): response to oxidative stress
Molecular function (GO): oxidoreductase activity, acting on paired donors, with incorporation or reduction of molecular oxygen; monooxygenase activity; iron ion binding
Source: RefSeq, a predicted model, not a curated record